Rhipicephalus sanguineus (brown dog tick) is the source of this 9808-nucleotide messenger RNA. RefSeq names its product low density lipoprotein receptor adapter protein 1-B. Lineage: Eukaryota; Metazoa; Arthropoda; Arachnida; Ixodida; Ixodidae. The record is from RefSeq and is a predicted model, not a curated record. The coding region runs from base 151 to 945 and encodes 264 amino acids. The transcript is spliced from 7 exons.
UGACCAGUGAAAAAACCCGCACUACCUUGAGUGGAAACAAAACAAAUCUGGCUCGCAGCCAGUUGCAUCGGUCUCCGUUGGCGUUUGUUUACCGCAGGAACUCAGUGUCCGCUUGUCGUCUCGUAGAACUGUGCGUCGUUUUAGAGCAACAUGACAUCGAUCUGGAAAUCGGUGUGGUCUUCACCCAUGGGACUGCUGGGUCGUCUUCGGCAUAAAAAGCUGUCUGAGGAAUGGGUGAACAUCCAGCAGCCUGUGGUAGAGGGCAUCACCUUCUAUGCCAAGUACCUGGGCAGCACCUUGGUCGAGGAGCCCAGCGGGGAUAAGGCUACCGCAGAUGCUAUCAAGGCCAUCAUUGCCAUGGCCAAGGCUAGUGGCAAGAAGCUGCCCAAGGUGGCCAUCACAGUGUCGCCCAAAGGCAUCUCCACCCGCGACCUAGCCACGGGGGAGUUGCAACUGGACGUCUCCAUCUACAGGAUCUCGUUCUGCUCGGCCGAUGCCAGCUUCGACCGAGUCGUGGCCUUCAUUGGGACGCACAGCAACGAGGUGAUGGAAUGUCACGCGUUCCUCUGUGCCAAGCGAAGAGUCGCCCAGGCGGCCGCUCUCACCAUCUCACAGGCCUUUCAGGUGGCCUACCAAGCCUGGCAAGGUUCGCGACAAGCUGCGGCAGCCUCACAGGAUGCGGACAGCCAGCAGGACAACCAGCUGGAGGCCAAUGGCAACAAGGAGGCCGAAAGGAAGGAGGAAGGGCGCGUGACACCGCUCAUCGACCUCUCCUCAGACACGGAAAUGGAGGCUGCCUUUGGACGCCUAGGUGCCAGCCCGCCCCUCUUCUCGAGUGGCCUGAAGCCUCAGGAGGAGGAAGAGCUGAGGCAGUUUGUGGCUUCAGGCGCUUGCAGUCGCGAAGCAGGUCUGCUCGACCGCGAGGACGACCUCUUGUCACUCUGAACGAGAGCCACGCAACGGCGGUGCGACCCCUGUGCAACUCUGGUGCAACACUAGCAUGCAGCGGGUUUACCACGUGCAUUUGCAAAUGCCUGCCACGGUGGAUUUGGUGUCUGGAUCAAUCGACAGCGAGUGGCAGAAUCUUCGAUAGGGACUGCAGUGUUGUGAAAUGUUGCGUGUAUAAGUUGUGAAGUGUGUCGGCCUUAUUCUGGUCUGUGACAAGGUGGUACAAGGCUGAAAAAAAGAAGUGCAGCGUCCUGCUAGAGGGCGCUAGUGUGCGUGUGAACACCACGCCAUUGUGCGUAGUGAGAAAUGUGCCACAGCUGACCAGUUCACUGGAGCUCUAUUUCUGUGAGUACAACCCUACAUUAAUGGCUGCCAAGCUUCUGGCCAUCAUAAUUGCCUUGACAUGUUCUCAAGUCUCUUUGGCGACCGUAAUGAAGACCAGCAGUAACCUUGCAGAGUGAAGGAUUGCGCAAACGAAAUGCAACAGCCACGUAGAUGUGCUGUCGACGUCUACUGUUUCUCCUGUUGUGCCAUUUACAAUGUAGGCUAUUGAUAACAUCACUGAACCUUGUAUGAACCAAUGGAAUUACUGAUUGUUCAUUUGGCACUAGGAUAGAAGUUUAAGCACUAAGGCGGUGGGAACAAUGGCUCUUGUUUUGCGAACGAAACGUUCGUGCUGCUUCAAGUGCAGAGCGUUGAGGGGCAGGGUAUUCACACUGACAAAGACAACGUCGUAGCCUUUGCUUGCCGUGUCGCCAAUCUCUACCAGCGGUGCUCAAAUUGGCAGCAGCGAUUCAAGUGAUGCAGAGCAAGCAAAACUGAUGUUGUGAUUGGACUUUGCAAUGUGGAAAACAGACGGGAGUAGGAAAGGAGACGGGGACAGUGAUUGUAAUAUCACUCUGCUCCAACAUGGGAUGAAAAAAAAAGGAUUGCUUGUUGCACACUCUGGUUGAGGCAGUCUCUCUACAGCAUUUUUUCUAAGACUGUCUGCUGUGUGAAGCGUAGGUAACUUCCUUGCACACCAUUUGCUUUCAACAUUUCAACAAGACUGUUUGUUGGCCGAGUUGGUACUUGCUUAGUGACAUAUUUUAGCCGCGAGAGAGCACAUACACAAAGCAAAGAAACACACGACGGACGCCCGUCCUGUCGUUGUGUGUUUCUUUGCUUUGUGUAUGUGCUCUUUCGCGGCUAAAAUAUGUCAUUCAACAUUUCAGUUCCUUCUAUCCCUGCCAUUUCUCAACCAUUAAAAAAAAAUAAAAUCUCUCAGAAUGUUCUCAGGACAGUACUUUAUAAAUUUCAGUGCAGAACGAAUGUUUCUUUUCUAGCUUUGUUUGUGUAUAAUGUUUCUGCAAAUAGCCAAUUUUUUAAAGAGAUGUGCAAAUUCCUUUUCUCGAGGUCAAAUAUUUACGGAAUAGUGCCAGAAGCAGUUCAAACGGUGUCGUAUAUCAAAUACUUUGUAAAUAGACUUUGAAUAAUGAAAGGCCAUUUUUACAAUGAAUAAAAAGUGUUCACGCCAUAGUAUUAAUAAUCUUAACGUUAACACCAUGAAUGGAGCAUCAGGAACUUAUUCGAAUAAGUAGGUAUUUUGCCAUACAAAACCAUUCAAAGCACACAUUGCUGUUUAUUUUCGUGCACUUGUCAUUCUGAGAUAUUCUUAGAACUACGAGAAAAAUAUUCAUACUUGCGUGUAGCGGAUAUUCAAAAUUAUUCACACCCUCCCACACUUUUUUUGUUUUCAUAACUCAAGUUUCUCACUUGUCCCAUAGCUAAUGGCACCUAAGCUUGAUUGCUGUAAAACACUGUAACCCCUCUGUAGAGAACAAUUGGUUUGAGCUUGCCGACGAGCAUCAGAGGUAAAUUCGGGCGGCUGGUCAGUUUGGCACAUUUCAGGCAUGUGUGCGUUGCUGUUUGGUGUUUAAGCCAAGAUUUGGUGUUUAAGCCAAGGAUGUGGUACUACCGCUAGUUGGCCUUUUCUACAGGCCGUGCCACCAUUGCCACGUGUGCACAGUGAACGGUGUCUCAAAGUGCCUCAUUUUUUUCUGACGGCUCGGCGUAGCAGGCCCUGGGCUUCACGUGCAUUGUACAUAGCACUUGCAUUUGAAAAAGUCUGAAGGUGUUUCCAUGUUUGCUACUUUAGGUAGCAGUCAUCCAACACGUGAGUUAGUGUCGAGUGCAAGUGAUGCUGUUGUUGAAGAAAGACGGAGGAUUCAAUCCUCCUUUGUUGUUAAGCAUCGGAAAUGCUGAGGUAUCGUACUUUCUCUUUUUUUCUUAACUCUGCGAAAUCUCUUUGUAUACUUCACAUGCACCAAUCUUUUUGCCCUCUAGAAGACGGUUGUUCUCACUGACAGCAGAGGCCGUACAGGAAGGCCCGAUCUUAAAGGGAACACCUGCUGAUUGUUCGGCGAUCGGUUAAAGCUAAAAGAUAAGACGUGAAUGGCUGUGAACAAUUGUUUUAUACAGAAAUACCAGCCUCGUGGAUCAUGUCAGCUAUUUUAUUUAUAAGGUCAAAAAGGUGUUGUGGUUAUCCUGGCAUCAUUGCCCGCUAGUGUUCUUUGUAAGAGCGGGCUAUGCUGUGCAUGCAUUCACACAUUAUGGCAGAGCCUUGUUAGUGCUAACAGUUUGGCAGUGUGAGCACUAGCUUCACUACGUCUCCUCUAUUGUGCAUAUCACUGUUGGUGACGAUUGAUGCGAGGCUUACCGAGUGUUCCUUGUCGCUUCGGUAAGGUGCCUCGGGUUUCCUGGGACAAAUUUCGACGCUCAACUGAACGAGGGCCGUGCAAAGAGUGAAGGUAGUAGUUGAUCCAGCCAAGUCUGUAGUAUCUAAUAGAGGCCAUACAUGGUGCCCAAGUAGUACUUAAUGUGGAUAGGCCUCGUAGUGGUACCAGUGGUAUCAGUACUGCCAAACUGUAGCUUCUCUCGGCACAGCCUAGCCUGCUAAGCCCUUACUGUAAGCAGCACACUGGCUGUUGUGAAAGCACUCUAAGAUCCUGGAAGCAUUGUCACCAUGGAUGGCAUCGGUUGGCAUCUGUCGUACAUUCCGUCUUGUCAGGCUAAAGCCCAAUGUCCGCCAAAGGGCGACAGUCAAAACAUUAUCCUAAACAAAGUGUCUUUUGCUUUACCGCACGUUUGUGCUCGUGCGUGCCUAAGAGGCAGUUUUUGUUUUUCUCCCUGUGUUUUCUUACUUUGUAUUCGAGACAUGUGGUUGUGUUGUUAUUGGCACAUCCACUGCUAGCCCAUGUGUUUUUCUCUCCCGGUUGUUUUUAAGGUUGUGUUGUUGGCGCUGUUGUUUUUUCUACCAAGUCGUAUAAGCAUUUCGUAACUGUGAACAUUGUAUAGUGGCGCGUAACUGUUUGUGUGUUUGUGUUGAUCAUUGAUAUUGAUUGUUCUUACCCUGCAAUGGCCAAGAUGUUUCUUGCGAUGUUGAGGCAAAGUUUAAGAGUGUUCAUCCUUCUGGAAUGCCAACGCGCAAACGUGCGACAUCCAUUGAUGGCCACUACUAGUGCUGAGGUUCAUUCUUGGCAUAGUGCUGAUAACACUGAGGGGUGCAAGCCCAUGCUAGAAAUUCUGGGUUAUUCUUGUUUGGACAGUAUCCACGUUAUGAAGAAAAAGGACCGUGACUUCCGAGCAACCACUGAAUCCUGGGACGUAGAAGCGCUACGUCAUUGGCGUUUGCUCACGAGCUGGAAUCGAGGUGCAAUCCUCAAAGCCACUACGCCUUGUCCUCAAGUGUUUUGAAGGUCACGUGUGUGUCCUUGAGGAUAGCACUAACUGUUAUCAGCAGGUGGCCUGGAUGAUAGUGGCCCACCCCUGCGUGUUGGUGUUUAACCACAGACCUGAGCUUUCUGCGUGCUGUCUCUACCACGUCACCUACGACGAGCGGCAAGCCAGUUCGUCUCCCUAACAACGUUCAUUGCGCAUCUUGCAUUUGAUUCUGCUGCUGAAUGCUCUUUGUAUUCGUUGUUGAUGGCAUCGGGGGAACAAGAGUACUAGAACGUGGCGCUGCUCACAGUGAUGCCUGUAUUUUGAAUAUGUAUAACACUUAGUUUUGAUAUCGAGAUUUCACGCAAUGCAAGUGCAGAGCCAGAGAUUUUUACCUUGUUCUAGCAUCAGAGCUGUUUGGAAGUGUCCCUCGCGUGAAGAGGCUUUCAAAGUCUGGGACCCUUGAGGGCACUACAUGUUUGAGCAAGAGAGCGUUUAUUCACCGUUGGAUGGUCUGUACAUUGCUCAGAAGAAUAUUGUCUCGUGGCUGCCUGUAAAAGUAUUGUAGUGCAUGCGCUGAACAGUAUAUGGUUUAUUUCCUGCUAUGACUAUUACCUUCGUCUACAUGCGCGACUGAUAUCACUUUUGCAGUCUGGCUGUAAUGUCCUAUUAGUGUUUGGUCGGUUCGCGAUGAAAGUUGUGGUGUGGAGCAGGAAGAUGCUGUUUUGUUUGGUUAGGUACAGAGUUUAGUGGUUAUGCUUGCAGGCUGUAAAAUUUAAUAGAAUUUUAUGCAAUGUUUGCUCUGUAUAUGACUUUCUUUUGAUGAUAACAAAUGUUACCAGCAUCUGAACAUCGUAGUCUUCUUACCAUGAUUCACCUUCACAUUUCAGAGUAAGCAUCUUGUCUACAAAGUCCUUACCACUCAACUGCCCUAUUAACUUUUGCAAAAGACCGUACGUCACAUGUAGGCUACUGCAAAUGUAGAGCUCUGUCAUCUUAAUGCUGCAUCAGCCUGGCAUAAUUGCCAUUUUCACGUGACAAACGAAAGCCAGUGAUUGCAGCAUUUUCGCUGAUGGUCAUGCAUGGACGUUAACAUUAAUUCAGUUUUCCAAAACGAGAAUCAGUUGUACAGACCAUGUGUUCAGGAUUUUAGAAGCGAAAAUGUGUCAAGUUUGAUGACGUGAGGCAUCGUUAGCUCGUUUUAUUUUGCCAAGAUAUACAAAGUAUUUUGCGUUAGUUUACACUCAACACGGGUUGAGUCAAAGUGAGGCUAGGUGCAAAGUUAGGUGUCUAAUGUCGUCUACGGCGAGUGCAAUGCUGUUGCAUGUCACGAUAUAUGCAUGCAUGCCUUGAAAUUUUUUUAUGCACAGUUCUAUAAGAAAGGUAUCAUGCACAUUUUUUUUUGUAGUAAAGGAGUAAAAACAUGGCACCGAUGCAUGCGUUUGCUCAUUUAUCAGGACACUGAAUAUGACACAGAGUUACGCGUAAGCGCUAAUUCACUUUUUUGUUUCACUUGGCGAUGUCAGACUCGUGAGUGAGCGGUGAUAAACUAUAAAUGUUGAAUUAUAGAAAUACAGGUAAUGUAGGACCACUUUAAUGUUGCCUCGCAAGUCUUCGGCGACACGAUAGAUUUUGAUUAGAUCUUCCUGCUACUAGUUGAUAGUUAUUGAUUAUCGUGGGCAACAUGUCGUAAAUUCUAAAGGAGCCAAAGAUGGGCUCAGUGAGCUUUGACGACUUUUUUUUGUACAAAUGUUAAUGUCAGCUGGAAAGAACACUUUAGAAUUAUAACGUACCGGAAUUUUGAUUCUUCAUUUUAUUCAUUAAUUCAAGGAAGACUUGCAGGAAAAGCCUGGGUGACAGGCUCGAAGAAAAAUUCAAAUUUUUCUCCUCCCCAUUAGCAACACUCUCCUUUUUUUUUUGUCCACCUAAUAACUACACUAUUAGAUACUAUUAAGAAAAGACACGCACACAGUGCAUUUUUUAGCGUACAUUUGAGCGUGACCAAUCUCCAAAGUAAUCUUAAUUUAUUGGUUUUAUUCCUCCAUUUUGGAAAAAAGGAAAAGUAGGUUGAAGCGAUCUAGAUAGAAAUGAGCAUAGCGCAUGUUGAUACCUGCGAUGUUGAUGUCUGCGAUGUUGAUACCAGUGUAUCCUGGGAAUAUUUUAAUGCAGAUUGAUGUCUGCGUGCUUCGUGUUUUAAGUGUGCAGUGCUGUUGGUAACACAGUGGCCAAACCGUUUAUAACAUGAAAUAUGCAUAUGACUUCUCUGGAGCAGGCCUGUGUUGGGGAAGCUCAUUCGAUGAGGUGGAAAUGAAUGCGCAAGAAGAGGGGUCGUCAAGAGACUAACAACGGCUUCUUGGUCAUUGUGCAAUCCAAUCCAGUCGUUAAUCCAGCGCAAGAAGCUCUUGUAGUGUUCUUUUCUUUGUCCCAGUCGUCCUUGUGUUGCAAGCAGUGUGCAAAAAGGAGGGAAAGAGAGGGUGCUUAUACAGGAAAAAAAGGAAGGGAAAGUUGAGGAAGGAAGAAUGAUAGUUACUAAAUAGACUAUUAAACGUGAUGAUGUUAACAAAUGUGCAGUUACCUUGCAUACAGGGGUGCGGUCACGCGAGCAUCUUGCCUUACAAACAUUUGCCUGCGCUCUUGUUAUUGGCCAGUGCUAGGAAAAAAACCAAAUUGAACACUGCCUACCCAGUGACACAGUAGUGAAAGAGAACAUUUGGAAAGUGAGUUGCUUGUGUGAUCUCUCCCCACAUCUCCAGUCUGGCCUAUCCUCGGCAGCACUCAAGGCCAGCCGUUCAAGUAGCCCAAGGGCAUAAACAUUGACGUAUAUUCUGUGUGCUGACGGUCCAAAUGGAAUUGCUUAAAAGGUUAUGUAGGUUGAAAGUGUUGCUGUUAGUCAAGCAAACGUAUAAUUUUCCAUACAGUUGUGUGCGGCUUGUUGCAAUUAUCAAAAUGAAGACCAUUUAUUCUAUUGUUGCGGGGAGUGCGCAAUUGGUUUCAGCUUUAAUAGCACUAGAUAUAUAAUGACCUUCAGAGUAUCACUAAUGCAUAGAUUGUUUACCUAGCAUGCCAUGUCAGGCACUUUUGGCUAAAGACAUCCUGGAGUAGCAUUGGUUUAUUUUCACAUUCAUGUUUACUGAGAGUGGACCACUACUAUACCAUUUUUGAUGACAUUCUUUCCCAUUGCUUAAUGAGCUGUGAAAGUAUUUGCACGUGCAAUGAAGAGUUUCCAUUAUACUGAAUACUUUAUCUGGAUCUGAUGUGGCUGUUCUUUGUUUUCACUAGUGACGAAAAUUUUCAUUCUACGCAUUUAACAUUUCUGUAGCAUUACUGUUGUGUGUGUCUGGAUGUUUACUCGUGUGUGAGGAGCUGCGCUGAUGUGAUAAAAAAAAAAAACAUCUUUAUCCGUAUUCGUGUUGCGAAGACCAGCCUAAUGAGCUUCGUAGUCCGGUUGGCAUUUUAACUGGUCUGUAAACUAUGUUUUCAAUCUUUUUCUUUCUUCUAUGGGUAAACGUGCACCUUUCUGACGCAUUUUCUUUAGUUAAAAGAGCUUCAUUAUACAUAAAGUAUGGAUUCGCAUGUAUGAGGGCAUAAUGUUGCAUUUAUUAAUACUGCGGUCAAGAAGCAGUGAUAUGCAUGUCUACUGUUUUUCUUUUUUUUCAACUGGGCCUGCCUUCAUUAUUGUACUCAUCGGCCAUUGGCACCAAAAGGAUACGGUCGUAAAAAAACACGACAGUGCUAGCAAUGCGGUUAACACUUGAUGCAGCCAGUUUUUGUGGAUUCCUAAUCUUUGAAAUCCCCAAUCGUACACAAAUAACCCUUUCCAGGAAACAAGGUGCUUCACAAAUCGGAACUUAACCGCAUAGACCAUAAGGCAGUCUGCAUGCCUAUGUGCUGUGAAAUAUGGUGCCCAUAUUGCUUUCCAUAGUCAGACUGACCCAUAAACGGAACAGUGAGUUCACAACUAAGAACUUGUUUAUAGUAUUGUAACACGCUUGUUCUUGUUACGUUCAGCACAGUUAAGUGCACGCUACAGCCCUCUGAAUCUCGCUUUGUACUUGCUCCUUAUAAAAUGCUGUCUUCUGUUGGUGAUCUGAAAAUGAAGUGCAUCUCUUACUUGGUUGUGAAAAUAGGAUGAGUUCUUCAUAGUAAGAGGAGGUGAGGUCAGCCGUAGUUUGAAUAAAGGACAGAUGUUUGGCACACGCUGAAUGUGAACAAUUCUCAUUCACUUUGCUGCCGAACAAUGUUACAAAUGAUCUUUUCUACUCAAACAUACCGAACAUCAUGUGUUUGCAUAACCCUGUGAGCCCAUUUCCACAGCUUCGAGUUUCAUCGCUACCCCUGCCGUUUGUUGCACAUUGUUUAAUGCCUCAUUCACACAGCUGUCAAAUGUUCAGCCAUGUAGCCAUCACCAUGCUGGCAUGUAUCAACAAGAAAACGUUUUCUCAUCAGUUUCUACCCAGAAAUGACAUGCCGGUAGUGUUGCCUGGCACUAUUAACUUAGCCGGCAUCCCAAUUCUAAAGAGAAAGCAGCAAGACGCUGUUUCAUGACCGACGUUGACAUUGUGAUAUUGACGUGACUGAGCAUUUGAUGGCUGUGUGAAUGAGGACUGAGAGAGAUGUAUAGUGCAUUUUAACGUUGGUGGCUGCAUUUGAACCGAGCGAUAAUGCGCAGAACUACCAUGGUAGCUUUGGGAAACAGUGGUCCCCAGUGAUGUGCAUGCAGUCUGCCCUGUUACAAAUGAACACUGCAUGCAAAAGCUGCUGUAAUCUUGAUGGUAUUCAGGGAGUAGCGUCACGAACUCUGCUCUCCCGUUAAAGUAAGUUGCUCACAUUUACCACAUCUAAAAUUCUUUAUUGCUGUGCUCUGUUCAAGUGAUAGAUUCACCUGCUCCUUAAUGUAAUUGCUUUUUUUUUCAUGCUGCUGUGUAAAAGAACAUUUGCCAGAACUCUAUCAGUUCUUUGCAUUUAGUACUUUCUUUUACCGAUGUUUGUUUGUCCUUGUUAUUAUGCUUUAUGCCCGAGUGAUUUGAGUGCUAAUUGUAAAAGCACUGCGGGUGGUGCACCCUGGUUACUGGCGGUUUUUCCGCGUGAUUUGUUUUGCCAUCGAGGUCUGAAAGGCUGAAGAUCUGUCUUUUUUUUUAAAUAAAGGCUGAAAAAUCUCAUG